Molecule: messenger RNA, 486 nt
Organism: Candidozyma duobushaemuli
Lineage: Eukaryota; Fungi; Ascomycota; Pichiomycetes; Serinales; Metschnikowiaceae
Exons: 1
Coding region: 1-486 (161 amino acids)
Biological process (GO): mitochondrial respiratory chain complex IV assembly
Cellular component (GO): mitochondrial inner membrane; mitochondrion
Source: RefSeq, a predicted model, not a curated record
AUGGGGUGGUUUGGAGGCUCGCCUUCAAGGGUUUCUGCUGUUAGCGAAGUACCUGAAAAGAAAGAACAAACGUUCCUUGAGGACUUACCUCCAAAGUUUGAGGAUAACGAGACAAAGCGUCCAGAUGAGGCUACCUACCUAGCGGCCAUCAACAAGAUCAGUCUUAGUGACUUCACCAUAGAUAACUAUGUCACAAUGCCAUGUUUCAGGGAAGCCAUGCUCACAGGUUUCUCUGCUAUGGGUGUUUUGGGUGUGGUGACACUCUUGAUUCAUAAGAGUCCUGGCAGAUCAGUGAACAUUGGAAUUGGAGGCUUUUUCCUUGGAUCUGUGAUUGGAUUUGAGCAAUGUCGCUCGAUACGAAGAAGAUCUUUCCAGAAUGUUGAGAAGGCUAAGCAGGCCAACCAGGUUAGGAUGCAGAAUAAGAUUGAUGACAGACAAGAGAAUGACGAUGCCUUGGAGAAGUUCAACGAGACUCAGCGGAAGUGA